GCGCUCCCGUUUAUUUUGGUUUGCGUAGUGGAUUCCGACGAAUUCCACUCCACUCACACCACGCACGGCGUACAGUGUACAGUGUCGAAGCCGCAGUGGGGGAGCGAACGUACACAACGGGAACGGAGAGAAACAUGUCCGGGAGGAGGAGGUUGUUGAUGUGAGUGCUCGUCUUCCUCAAGAAACCACACCGAAAGUAAAGAAUGGAUAGCUCCGAGUACGAAAUGGUGAGGAACAUGACCCUCCUGUUCUUCUUUGAGAAGCUGUUGGACAAGGGCGGCCCCAGGACACUCCACGAUCUGAGUUGCCAGUUCGGAGCGAAGGGUUUCACCAAAGAAAUGAGGCAAAUUGCCGGAGGGUCGCAGUCCGGCCUCAAGAAGUUCCUCACCCAGUACCCCUCGCUGUUCACCGUGGACGGCGAUCACGUGCAUGUGAACGCCUUCAACUCUACGCCGUCCGAUUCUGUGGACGGUGACAGGUCCAAGAGAGACUAUGCCAAAGAAGCUGUGGAUUACUUUGUGAACAAACUUCUGCAAUACGGGGCAGGGACCGAAGUCCCGAUCAAGAGCUUGCUGGGACACAGAUCUCAAGCAUCACCUGAGGUUCGUCACAUAUCAGGGCAGCAUGUCAAAGAGUUCCAUGAUUUCUUGUGCCGCUACCCUGAAGCGUUCAUUGUGAAGGAGGACACCGUGAUGCUCAAGCAGUGGGAGGGCAGAGAACCUCAACCUUUCCAUGAACUCGAAGAAGUUAAAAUUGAUUCCAAAACUCUUGAGAGGCUUUAUGAAUUUUUUGCUAAGGCUAUUUACAAGAAUGGACCGCAGCUUGUAGAGCAGCUGUUUCAGGCCUCUCUAACUUCACUACCUGAAGAUUUGUAUCAUAAUAUAUUCCACACUUCUCAAGAUCUUUCCACUGUUUUGAAGAUGCGUUCGGACAUGUUUCAUGUUCAGUCUAAUCUUGUCACGUUGGUAAACCCUAACAUGAAGUUUGAAGAAACAAAUGAAGAUCAAAACCAGGCUAACAACAAUACCAACAGUGGCAACAAUGUCAACAAUAAUCAAUUGGGACCUGGUGGCCUUGUCCCUUUGGUUCCACUGUCUCCUCCCCCGUCAACAAACGUUCAAAAUCAAUCCUUGAAACAACGAGUGAAUUCAGUCGUAAUGAAAGCCUUGGCUGACAAUUCCGAAAAGGACAGAAGCAUUGCUUCAGUAGCCGUACCAUCACCUGUGCCAAGCAGUGCUCCUGCAGCGCAGACUGCUCAAAGUGUUGAAGCGUAUAAAGCAAAAGUGUUCCAAUCAACCCGUGUUAUCUCCAAUGUGAAGGAGAGUUUGCAAGUGAUUGACGAUAUCUUCUUAAGAGUGAAACCUGGUGCACCUCCUGUUGCUGUGUCGAUGGAUUGCGAAGGCAUAAAUCUUGGUACUAAAGGACAGUUGACAUCCAUCCAACUUGGACUGAUGACAGGACAAGCAUUCAUCUUCGACCUUGUUACCUGCCCGAGCCUGGUCACCUCCGGAGGGCUUCAGAGACUACUUGAAUCAGAAGAUGUUGUAAAGGUCAUUCACGACUGUCGGGGCGACAGCGUCAACCUCUUCAACCAGUUCGGCAUCACGCUCACCAACGUCUUCGACACCCAGGCGGGCCACGCUAUCCUGCAGCUCAUGACGACCGGCAAGCCGGUGUACAAGGUGAAGAACGUGUCCCUGAACAACCUGUGCGCGGACUACGGCGCCCCGCUCAACCCCCUCAAGGACCAGCUCAAGAACGUGUACCGCCGCGACCAGCGCUACUGGGCGCGCCGCCCCUUCAGCAAGGACAUGAUGCUGUACUCGGCCGCCGACGUGCUGUCCCUCGUCCCGCACGUGUACAACGCCAUGAUCAGCCGAAUCACUCCAGAAUAUGGACAACUCCUGGCGGAGCUGUGUGACGAGCAGGUCUACACUUUAAUCCGUCCGACUGAAGUCAAGCAGCGGAAAAAAGUUAGAAAACUGAAUUGGGAGAUAACUGACUUGAAAAAUCGGUUAGCUCAAGCUAAACUUUCUAAAAAUAUUGUUCUCAGUAAUAGAGAAAUCAGAUUGCUCAGGUAUCUGGAGCUCACUGAAGAGGAGAAAGAGAAGCUGAGAGGGUCUUACAAAGUGGCCAGGAAGCUGGACAAACUAGAGGGACGAAACCAAGACCGAGACAGCAAAAGUGAUGAUGAUGACGAUGACGACGAUGAUGAUGAAGACAACGAUUGUUACAAUGGGGGCCCUGAGAGCAAUGAUUUUAAUUCCUUGGAUUCAAAUCAAAAUGCUAGUGGCAAGACUACUCCUUCAGAUAACUCACUUUCAGGUGGUGUAUCAUCGCCCCCCACUACAAUUUCCCAGCCACCCAGUUUGACUGAAACAAUGCAUCAAGUUAAUGAAAUAAUAUCUGAUGGGGGAAUAGACCGAUUGUUGAAAAUCGAGCGUUUAGAGGCUGUGCUGUCUGAGGCUGUGCUGUCCACUUCCACCCCCGACACAUCAUCGCUCAUUUCUCAAUCCUCAACCUCUGACAAAUGCUGCAAUUGCAAGUGCCAUGAAAGAAUUCAGAGCCGUUCAUUGGGUAACUCAAUGAGUUCUGCUCCUAGCAUUGGAAACUCUUCCGAAACGAUUCGGGCCAGAGCUUUAACAAACAAUGUUGGAAGCACCGUUGAUGCAGAAUGCCAGACAACUUGCACAGGUGCAAUAGUCAUGACCAACGUGUACUUUGGUCCAGAAGAAGUGGUCAAAGAGUUGACUACAUCACCAAAGAAGUGAUGAAUUAGUCUUAUCAGCAUUUCAAGUUUCCCAUGAAAAUUGUUGGCAUAUUUUCUAUUGAAGCACUUCUGUUUUGAAAGCAUAAAUUUUAAACACGUUAGUUGUGCUUCCUUUAAUACGGCUUGUAAGUGUCAGUUUGUAACUUAGGGAGUUAAACAUUUCAUGCAUUUUGGCGAAUUUGCCUUCUGUUAGAGCAGAGGGCUUCAAUUCCCACUUUUCGCACACUGUUCUUUCCUUACAUUUUGUUUUAUGGAAAAACGUUAAUAGUUUGUGGAUUCGCUGUAGCAUGAGGAGUAAGCAUUUCUAUCUGUAUCAUGUUAUUUGAUUCUUCACGGAAAUUUUUUUUCAUCUUUUAUUAUUAUGUUUGAAUCAUACUAGGAUAUAAAGGCCUUCAUAUUUAUUCAACUGCAGAGGAUUGACAUAUUUUGUGCCUGAUUCAUUAUGUAGUGGACUGUUUUCUAUUUUUAUUAUCACAGGAAUGAGUUUGUUAUUUAUUGGUUAAUUGUGGAUCAUGUGUUGCUUGUAUAGCAGAAAUUAAUGAGAUCUAUGUUUGUUAGGAUUUUACAUGAAUUUAUUAAGAAGAACACAAUGAAAAGACAACUAUGUUUGACAACUUGAAUUUUGUCAGAAUGGAAAGGAUGAAAUGUAUUAAAUUUUUGUUCAAGAAAAUCAUGUUAUGAUGUGAAAAUUUUUGUACUGGUGUACCUUGUGAGAAUUGUGUACAGCUCUGCAUUAAUACUGUUCUUAGUCUGUGUGUACUCCUUUAGUCUCCGGCUGAUUGUAAUAUAUUCAUAAAAGUAUCACUAUUACUGCAUAUCAGUGCUCCAAAGAUUAGUUGAGCUACUGUAGAUAUUAUGAAAGGCUAAUCAUCUGCUGAACCCCAAUGAAUGUGAGGAAGAACUGCAUGUUAAAAUUGUUCAUUUAUUUAUCCAGGUAUUCCAAAAGAAUGAGGAGCCUGGUUGGUUUGUGAGUGUUUCCUCUUUCUGUUUUGUACUUGGAUCUUUCAUAAAAUUACUAGAAUAGCCAUUUCCUUUCAUGGAAGUAAAUCCUGUGAUCGCUGUCGUAAUAUCAAAAUGUGAUGUGCAAUCAAAGUGGCCAUUGGUUCAUGAAACUCUCAAAGAUAGGUUUCCUUGAGCAGGCAACACCAAUUUAUAAUUAACUUGCUGAGGCUUUUGUAUGUUGUGCAGUAGAUCAAAUUUUGGUAUGUGAUCUAAACUGGUAGGUCUGUAUUAAUGUAUGGCUAUGUUAAAGCCAAUUGUGAUAUUUGCUUGUAUGUUCUUUUAUAUGGGAAUUUUUCUUCUUGUAUGGCGAUUGCCCAUAAUUAGGUGUGAUGACCGAACCACUGGCAGUAGUCAAUUCAAAUUUUACCAAAUUCACAGUCAAAUUCUUCCCAUUUUAGCCAAUUUUAAAAAUUUUAUGAAUUAUUUUUUUAAAAUGCAAUUCAAACUGAAGCCUGAUGAAUUUAUUAUUUAGUUUGAUUUCUAAAUUGUUUCAAUUUUGCUGUUGUAGAAAUUGUUGCCAGUGGCUCAUUUGACACAACUGUUAAUUUUAUCCAUUGUUUUGAAAAAGUGAUACCAUUAUCCACUAUUCUCACUGUUAGCAGGUUUCAAUAACCUAUGUUAAGUAGCCAGGAAAUUUCCAGCCGGUCUACUGGCUGUUUUUCCUUCUGAUGCUUCCAGGCUUGUAAAUUUCUACCCUUGUUAUGUUACAUGAGUGGGUGUCAGUAUUUUUCUAAUGUUGCACUGUGACACAGAUUGUACCUUGUUGAUUGUAAGGAAUGCAAAGUGCCACCUGUUCAAACAGUAUUUGUGUAAACUAUGUUAUUAUGGCCAACCAUUAAACCAGUGUGUAUUAUUCAUCUAUAUUUUCCCCCACAGAUUGAUAAUGAGUUACAAGAUGUGCCAUGGGCUAAGCUUCAUUGAGUAUGUGGGGUUUUUAAUUUUAUUGUACUUUUAAUUAUGUAAUAAUUGAAGCAAUGUAGAAUCUUUUAUAGAUUGAGCGCAUUUCUGAUGCCUCUAAUCUCUUCUUCCAUCUGAAGGACCAAGGUCCUCAACGCAACAUGAAUGUUUUCUUUAUUUCCCUUGAUUGGUCGAGAAUAAAAAGCAGUUUGAAAAGUGGACCAAACCUUAUUGCUACCUCAGUUAAUGUUCUUGACUUUGCUUAAUGUAACCAUAUUGUGGUACUGUAUUAGUCUAGUGACAAUAAUUACAGAUGUUAGAGUUUAAUGGAUCUGUGUUUCAAACAGCUUAUGCAACUUCAGAACAGAACAUGCUUUAUGUUCAGUGCUAUUAUCAUGGUCAAGUUAAUGUUCAGAUUUCUAAAAAGGAUUUUUUGGUUCUAAGGUAAGACAUUCUCAGUAUGUCUUUUGGUCUUAACAACUAAGCUGAUCUGGUGGUAAAAAAAAACUCUUUACAAGACGUUCUAGUUGCUUUUUGUUCUUUAUUUUGCUAAUGGAUAUCUCUGAAUUCUUAAUUUUGAUGUGAUUAUUGAAGUGCUAUGGUUUAUUUAAGUGAAGUCGAUAAACUGAGUGUUUUGUUUAUUUCUUUUUAACUUAAUUUAAUUUAUUUAUUUAAAGAAAUUUUGUGACAUGGGGCAUAAGGAUAGGGUACAAGCUUUAAUAUUGUAAGAAUUUUUUUAAAAGCGCCCUUUUUCUAUAUAAAUGCUGAUUGAUUAUGCUGAUCUGGACUAACUCAAACUUAUCAAAUACUGUGUUUAUUUGUAUGUGAUGGUAUGUGUUGUAUUCAUGUAAGUGUGCUUUCAUAUCAGCAGAACAUUGUAAGCAAUGUGACAGAGAUACAUGGUACUGAAUUGUAAGUCAGCUCAAAUUAGGUGUUUCAGGUGGACUCAUUAGUUCAACUCAAUAAAAUUUGUUUAUAAAAACCUCAA
Thrips palmi is the source of this 5657-nucleotide messenger RNA. RefSeq names its product egalitarian protein homolog (gene egl). NCBI's taxonomy places the organism in Eukaryota, Metazoa, Arthropoda, Insecta, Thysanoptera, Thripidae. The record is from RefSeq and is a predicted model, not a curated record. The coding region runs from base 204 to 2771 and encodes 855 amino acids. Gene Ontology annotation, biological process: nucleobase-containing compound metabolic process. Gene Ontology annotation, molecular function: nucleic acid binding; 3'-5' exonuclease activity. The transcript has 8 exons.